Molecule: messenger RNA, 1498 nt
Organism: Sinocyclocheilus rhinocerous
Lineage: Eukaryota; Metazoa; Chordata; Actinopteri; Cypriniformes; Cyprinidae
Product: protein TEX261-like
Exons: 6
Coding region: 121-711 (196 amino acids)
Biological process (GO): endoplasmic reticulum to Golgi vesicle-mediated transport
Cellular component (GO): endoplasmic reticulum membrane; COPII-coated ER to Golgi transport vesicle; Golgi membrane
Molecular function (GO): COPII receptor activity
Source: RefSeq, a predicted model, not a curated record
ACGUCUGAAGAAGCUUCAGAAGAAACUUUGACCACCUCAGUUGUUAGCCUAGCAGCGGAGACACAUAUCUCCUUUAUUGUUUACCAGUCCCGUAUUUGUUCGACUAGCCCUUUUAAAAAGAUGUGGUUUAUUUAUUUACUCAGCUGGUUGUCGCUGGUGGUGCAGAUAUGUUUCGUUACUCUCGCUAUCGCUGCAGGCCUGUAUUACCUGGCAGAGUUAAUAGAGGAGUACACCGUCGCCACCAGCCGCAUUAUAAAAUAUAUGAUUAUGUUCUCCACAGCGGUGCUGGUGGGACUCUUUCUGUUUGAGGGCUUCCCCACGCUCAUGAUCGGAGUGGGUCUCUUCACCAACCUGGUUUACUUCGGUCUGCUGCAGACGUUUCCAUACAUCAUGCUGACCUCGCCCAACUUCAUCCUGUCAUGUGCACUGGUUGUGUUAAACCACUAUAUGGCCUUCCAGUAUUUUGCGGAGGAGUACUAUCCUUUCUCUGAGGUUCUAGCAUACUUCACUAUAUGUCUGUGGGUGACUCCGUUCUCAUUCUUUGUUUCCCUGUCUGCUGGAGAGAAUGUUCUGCCAUCCGUUGUGCAGCAGGGAGACGAUGUGGUGUCAAAUUACUUCACUAAAGGCAAGCGGGGCAAGCGCUCCGGCAUCCUGCUCAUCUUCUCCUUCCUGAAGGAGGCCGUUUUGCCAAGCCGACAGAAGAUGUACUGAUGAAGCGGUUCAGAUGCGCAUCAAGCGGAGGGGUUUGUUCAGGCCACCGGCCCCUUUCAGUAGACAGUGUGUUUUUGUGGGAGGAACGAUAAUAAUGAGGCUGAAUCUGUAGCCGAGGGAGAGGACCCUCGAAUUAACUUACUGUCUGUUGAUUCAUGUCCAGAGUCGCCGGCUAAUUUCUUCUUAGGCGUCUAAAGCCAUGAAAGGACUUGAGAAGUCUUUCAUUCGUGAAGGCUUGAUCUUGUGACGUGUCUGUACGUGGAUGACUGUGGAAGGGGCUUCGGCUUCUCUAGAGGCUCCUGCUGAUUUUCUUGUGAUUGCAUCACUUCGAAAGCCAAUGUUUGUGUUCGCUCAUGAAUGAAUUGAUAUGUCUGGAUUAUUUGUUCACAUUUUAAAGGAACGUUUUACCCUGAAUCCAAUGUUCGGUUCGCUCGCUUCAUCACAUCUUACACUACAAGUAUUUGUUUGAGGUUAGACUUUUAUAAUGACCUGAUGUUGAGGCAGUUUCAGUAAGGAUUGUUUGUGUUGAUUUAUAAAUCCAUUUUCUAUCAGCCGUUGGUGUGACAAGCAAAGAAAAGCUAUUUUUUGGGGGUAAAAUGUUGCUUUAAAUACUGCAAUCAUGAGAGCCAUAGUGUUGGCCAUGCUUAAUUUGUGUGCUGUACAGAAAUAUAAUAAAAUUCAGUUGUAUGAGUUUUUGAAAGGUAAACAUUGUCAUGUACAAAUGAGAAGAUGCACAGAGGGUGAAUCUCAGAAUCAUUUCAGCCCAAAGUUACCUAAAAAAAUCUUG